This is a messenger RNA of Pygocentrus nattereri (red-bellied piranha), 691 nucleotides long. Its product is annotated as ribonuclease inhibitor-like. The record is from RefSeq and is a predicted model, not a curated record. The transcript has 5 exons. Gene Ontology annotation, molecular function: protein binding. NCBI's taxonomy places the organism in Eukaryota, Metazoa, Chordata, Actinopteri, Characiformes, Serrasalmidae. Bases 41 to 691 code for a protein of 216 amino acids.
GGAGAAGCUCUCACCUGGACAGUGUUCAGCACUAGCCUAUAUGCUUCUGAGCUCAGAGGAGGUGCUGGAUGAGCUGAACCUGAACAGAUACAACACAUCAGAGGAGGGUUAUAGGAGACUGAUCCCAGCUGUGAGUGUCUGCAAAAAGGCUAUACAAGUUAACUGUUAUUUCAUCAAGGACUCCUACAAAAUUCUCUCCUCUGCUCUACAAUCAGCAAACACUCCCUUGAAGGAACUGAAUCUCAGCAACAGUGACCUGCAGGAUUCAGGAGUGGAGCUGCUCUCUGAUGGACUAAGGAGUUCUUACUGUAAACUGGAGACACUCAGACUUGCUGGCUGUAAUCUCACCAUAAACUCCUGUGAAAAACUGGCAUUGGCUCUGCAGUCAGGAAACUCUUCCCUGAAAGAACUGGUUCUCAGUAACAAUGAUCUACAGGACUCAGGAGUCGAGGUGCUCUCUGCUGGGCUGAAGAGUUCACACUGUAAACUGGAGACACUCAGGCUCACUAUCUGUAAUCUUGGGGACGAAGCUUGUAGGAGUGUGGAAUCAGCUUUACAACUAGAACAUUCCUCCCUGAAAGAACUGGACCUUAGUAACAAUGACCUACAGGAUUCAGGGGUGGAGCUGCUCUCUGUUGGACUGAACAGUUCACACUGUAAACUGGAGAUACUCAGAAUGAUGCCAGGAUAA